AUGAGAUGGUCCUUGAUUGUUGGGAGACUUCCAGGAAGAACUCCAAAUGAUGUGAAAAACUACUGGAACACCUACAUUCGAAGGAAGGUAUCAUCAUCUCACAAGGUGGUGAUCAAUGAAAAGCAAGAGAAAACAACAGUGAAGCCUCAUGUGGUGAUAAAGCCUAAGGCUCGAACUUUCUCAAGACCUUCACCCUCCGGGUUGAGAGGGAGUAAUGUUCUUAGAGAAGAAGGUGGUGAGAGUGGGGCCAAACACUGCUCAACUCAUCAUCAAGCAUGUGCAGCUUCAUCAGAGUGCAUUAAUAAUUGGAGUACUGAUCAGUGGUGGAAAACUAUGAUGCACGACAAGGGGGACAACUUAGACAACAACCAAUGCUUGUUGGCCUACCAGGAUGAGGUUGGGAAGCUAAAAUUCAUAAUCCUCUUAAGUUAAAUUAUUCGUCUGAUCUUAUAGUUGCACAAAUUUUAUUUUUUAGUUAAUAAACUUAAAUAUCCCUUUUAAUUCUUGU
Glycine soja is the source of this 508-nucleotide messenger RNA. Its product is annotated as transcription factor MYB111-like. The record is from RefSeq and is a predicted model, not a curated record. NCBI's taxonomy places the organism in Eukaryota, Viridiplantae, Streptophyta, Magnoliopsida, Fabales, Fabaceae. The coding region runs from base 1 to 432 and encodes 143 amino acids. The transcript is spliced from 2 exons.